AUGGCAAAUAAAAGGGUUCUUGCUAGGUUGAGUAGAACCGAUGAACUGGAAAUUAAAAAAAACUCUGGAUUUAUUUUUAUCCAUAAAUUUGGAAAAAUUAUUGAACUUACAGGACCUUCGGGGUCUGGAAAAAGUCAAUUUAUUUUACAUACCAUUUCAUGUGCUAUAACUCCUAUAGAAUAUUUAGGAAUAGGAAGGAUCAAUGGGUGUGAAGUAGAUUUUAUUGUGGUUACAGCAUGUUCAAGUUUCAAUAUGAUGAGAUUAUUAGCUAUCAUGGAAUCUACAAUAGUUCAAAAUAUCAAUCUUGAUAAUAAAGAAGAGGAGUGGGAUACAGAUACAAUAGAGAAAUGUAUAGAAGAUAGUUUAAAGAGGUUGCAUAUAAUUAACUGCACUGAUAUCACAGAAAUGCUUUCCAGUUUGAUAACUUUGAAAGUAAUGCUUUAUGAAAACCCUAAAAUAAAAUUUAUUGCUAUUGAAAUGAACUACAUGUUUCCUUGGCCAAAUGAAAGAGAAAGUGAUGAUGAUGAAAACAAAAUGAUUGUGAUCAACAGACUAAAAGAACUGUCAACUUUGUUCAACGUAUUAAUUAUGGUAACGAACAUUGAAAUAACAUCUGGUUUACUACAGUCCUCAGAAAAAAUAAAAAUAUUUGGUUCCAGGGUUGAAAAACUAUUUGAUGAGAAAAUAGUGUUUUCUUGUGUGGGACAGAACAAAUUUUCAUUAAAAAAUACUGGUUCAGUGAAUAAUUGGUUGAAAAGCUUACGUAAACAUGAUUCUAAACUGUACUCUAAAAAUCUAAACAAGUCCUACCAAGAAGACUUCAACAGCUAUUUGUGCUUUCUUGAGCAAAAAGCUCACUACAAAACUCAUUAA
Molecule: messenger RNA, 873 nt
Organism: Helobdella robusta
Lineage: Eukaryota; Metazoa; Annelida; Clitellata; Rhynchobdellida; Glossiphoniidae
Exons: 5
Coding region: 1-873 (290 amino acids)
Biological process (GO): double-strand break repair via homologous recombination; DNA strand invasion
Cellular component (GO): Rad51B-Rad51C-Rad51D-XRCC2 complex; centrosome; replication fork
Molecular function (GO): four-way junction DNA binding
Source: RefSeq, a predicted model, not a curated record